This is a messenger RNA of Lentinula edodes (shiitake mushroom), 1799 nucleotides long. RefSeq lists its product as uncharacterized. The coding region runs from base 394 to 1707 and encodes 437 amino acids. The transcript has 2 exons. Lineage: Eukaryota; Fungi; Basidiomycota; Agaricomycetes; Agaricales; Omphalotaceae. Gene Ontology annotation, molecular function: monooxygenase activity; oxidoreductase activity, acting on paired donors, with incorporation or reduction of molecular oxygen; iron ion binding. The record is from RefSeq and is a predicted model, not a curated record.
UCUUCUGUAUCUAUGACGCUUUCUUCACCAUUAUCGUAAUAGCAACUUGUCGUUGCUAGCAGCUUCGCAGCAGCCUAGUGGACCUCAUGGCGGCGAGAUGUCAUACACUGCUAUGAAGAGAAGAAUCUGGUAGAUCCAAAACAAACAAGAUCUUGUCCUUGCCGUAGUGAUUUCUACAGCACUCGAGCUUCAACACUAUACAUAUAGACGCUCGAUGCUUCUUGUAGUGAUCCUCCUCAUAUAUGCACAUACAUACACAUUUAAACUUGUACAAGGUUUGUGCCACACUUCCAAUCUUAAUCGAAUGACUAACAUACUUACGCGUCUGACCUCGCUCACUGCUUAUCUUGGACGCAUAAAAGGCUGCAUCCGGAUAGCACAUUCGAGUCCUUCAUGCGUGCCAACAUGUACGCUAUUCUCUUGCUCUUGACACUAGCUGGCUCAAUCGCCAUCUUACUCACCAUCUAUUUUUUUCUUGACAUCCAUAAGCAUAUGCUGUAUCGAAAAUAUACCACCCCAGAGGAGAUCAUCAACCUCCUUGGCCAUUCCGAGUCGCCAUCUUCAUCUAUUUCCGAGCUCUUAAAAGCUCGGUCCCUCGCAAAUCGACGGCUAAGGCACACAUUCAACCUCACCAAUACAUUCGUGAAACCCGAAACCGACAUCCACAACACAUUCGUAGGUAGGAUGAAAGAUCUGAUUCGAGCGCAGCGUCGCCGUGGGCAAUGGGUAGAUUUUUUGCACGUAGCUCGGCAAGCCUUUGCAUGCGAGCUCAACAGCUACGUCCCGACAGAAAAAGGCUUUUCCGCCGCCUUUACAGAUUUUAUACAGGUUCUGACGCUCAGAAUCAUUGUCGUCGCGCUGCUUGAUCCUGACCGUGAUAUCGAGAGCAUAGACGCGGAAGAUCUGCGCGUUUCUGCUAUGCUUAUUACGAAACUGUGGGGAAUAUCAAAAUUGAAGAUAUCUUCCACGGUACCACUCAUGGACGCUCCAUGCACGUCUCCGGAUAUCGAUGACUUAACCACGCUUAACUACCACCUCCGUCGACUCCUACCGGAUACUGAAAAGUACCCAAACCCAAUCAACUUUGUCAUCCCAACAUGGGAAACAUUGUGGCGUGUAGUCGCCACAUGCCUGGCCCAUGUACACGAAAAUGUCGAGUUUCGCCGAGUGUUUGAGGAACUUUUAGAGGAUCCAACGUCUGAAAGGUUUAAGACCACUAGUUUCGAUUCGAAGCUGUGUGCGGAUUGGAUCGUCAGCGAAACACUCCGUCUGCAUCCCCCAUCGCGACAUAUAUCUCGGAGCUUCGUCGUCGAACAACCUCCUUUCCUCCAAUUCGUUAGGACCCUCCUUCCAAGAUCUGUGUCAGACCAACUCGGAUUAGCCCCCCUAAUUCGAUCUGAAAUUGCAGAUGUCGAAGGUAUCCAUCUGUCCAUUGGUAUCUGGGGUGCAGACGCACUUGAAUUCAACCCAAGACGAUGGGCGAGAUACACCAGCUCCUUGGAGGCUCCAACCCUUUUCGCAUUUGGGUAUGGACCGCUCAUCUGCAUUGGAAAAAACUGGGCUCCUAUGGCUGCUGCUUUGAUUGUUGGGGCGAUCUUAGAGGGUAUUGAAAGGGAGGAACUUGAAAUAGUUGGGACAGGGAUUAUUGGAGGGCGAGCAGGUUGGAUUGGUUGGCGAGUUCAAAGUCGGGAGGCGUUUAAGGCCUGAUAUAUUUUGUUUGGACGGUUUAAGACAUCCGUUUUCUUGUGUUGGAUUCGUGUAAUGACAUUCCCAAGUUUUUGAAAAGGUCAUCGAUCAUC